AUGGCUCCAAACUGGUCUCUAUUGCAUGAAGUUCUGACAAUAUUCAAUGGUGGUAUGGUAAAAUUGAUCGAUCGAAUUCCAUGGCAAACCCUUCCUCAUUUUCCUCCUCCCCGUCUCAAUUCACCUACUCCUCCUCCGAUCCCUCUUACUUCCCCACCCCCUUUCACCUUCAACAACCGCCUUACGCCCCUCCCCUUCGUCCCCAUCCUCCCACCGUCACACCACUACCAAUUCCAGUACAAUGCUCAGCAACUCUUCCAGCACGAUGCCCAAACCAUUACCCCGGAGGCUCUCGAGAUUGUGAAGGACGCCAUAGCCAGCAGCGACGUCGACCACAAGACCGACACAAAGCGGAAGGCAGUUGCCCGCCGUGCCGUCGGGUAA
Messenger RNA from Arachis duranensis, 384 nucleotides. RefSeq lists its product as uncharacterized. NCBI's taxonomy places the organism in Eukaryota, Viridiplantae, Streptophyta, Magnoliopsida, Fabales, Fabaceae. Bases 1 to 384 code for a protein of 127 amino acids. The record is from RefSeq and is a predicted model, not a curated record. The transcript is spliced from 2 exons.